UAUUAUAAAUAAGAAAUGCCCUUCCAAAGUGGUGCAAUCAGAGACAUUUGCAUAAUGGUGCUUAUAGUCGAAGAAGAUAAGAUUCCAAUGCAAUUAUUGGCCGUUCACGUCGACAGAUCGAAGAGAGAAGAUCACAAGAAGACCGACCACGAUUCCCACUUCUCCGAAUGGAAGCUUCUUGUUGGUCCUCAUGACUGGAAAAAUGGGAAAGAUGGAGCGGUGACCAGAUACAGGUUUGAAAAUCUUCCAGAAUAUCCAGGUCCAGGAAUCUAUGAGCUUGCGGUGUGUAAACUGCCGAGUAGGGACCGCCAUGGCAAGCUUGAACCUGAUUUGGUGGUUUAUCUUGGGAAGAGUGGAAAUAUAAGAGCAAGACUCCAACAACAUGGCCGUAAUGGUACUCAUCUCUGUGGAAAAAAUGGAUUUGGUGAAAAUGGAUGUCCUUUGUUUGAUAUUUUUGCAAGGGGUUGGUCUAUUACCUACAGAUGGGCUUCUAUGGAAAACAAGGCAGAUGCUCGGAGAACUGAAGAUCAGCUUCUCCGUACUUAUGAUUAUGCAUGGAAUAAAGGCUCGAACGGUGUACGUCGUUACGAUGAUAUCCUUGAAAAACUAGAUAAGCGUGCAUCAAAUCUUAUAAAAGUAGCCAAUUUCUCCAAAAAGCAUCUGCCCUUCCUUCAAAAGCAAGUAGGCAUCAAAAUCAAAGCAAGCAAGCUAGUUUCGGACGACAAUGAGUUUGGCAAAUACAAAAAUGAAGAGAACCUCAACUUUUGGCCUGAAGUUUUGAACUUCAGCAGAUCCCGGCCUCGGUUGGUUUUGAAUCACGGUGGCUUCGACGAGAACGAAACCUUCUCUUGUGGGGUGGUUUUAGACGCUGGUUCGAUUUGUAAAAGGCCACCGGUUGAAGGAAGAAAACGAUGCUCUGAACACAAGGGAAAGAAAACUACAGGGUCUUCCACGAGUUCGAGUAUGAAAUCACAACCUUACAAAGAGGACUAUCCCGAAAUUGAGCAUUGUAGUCCUAUUUGUGGGGUUGCCAUGGAUGAUGGUUCUCUUUGUAGAAGGCGACCCGUUUCCGGAAGAAAAAGAUGUGAUUUGCAUAAAGGGAGGAGAAUUUAUAGCUCCAAUUCCGAGAUAACAAGAUAUCAAACAACGCCAUAUGCUGUUUUCAAUUCAUAUUCUGAUGAAGCUUCAGAUUUUUAUGAAAAUCGUACAGGGAUGGCGAUUUCCAUCUAUAAUCGCAACAAUUGUAGUACACCCAUUUGUGGAGUACCUACCUGCAAUGGUAUUCCCUGCAAGAGAACAGGUAAUGUAAAUGGAAGGUGUUGGCAGCACUUGAAAUAUAGUGGCAGCCGCAGCAGCAGCAAUGAUUUUACUCCGCGAAACUCGAACAAUGGUGAAGCUUCAGAUUUUUAUGAAAAUCGUACAGGGAUGGCGAUUUCCAUCUGUAAUCGCAACAAUUGUAGUACACCCAUUUGUGGAGUACCUACCUGCAAUGGUACUCCCUGCAAGAGAACAGGUAAUGUAAAUGGAAGGUGUUGGCAGCACUUGAAUUAUAGUGGCAGCCGCAGCAGCAGCAAUGAUUUUACUCCGCGAUACUCGAACAAUGACAGUACGGGUACAUCCAUUUGUGGGGCACCAACCCGCAAUGGUUCGUCCUGCCGGAGACCAGUCAAGGGAAAUGGAAGGUGUUGGCAGCACCUAUAGGUCGAGGCAGGUUGGCCCGAGCAUUGAUCGAUCAAGAGUCACCGUUUUAUAUGUUUCGGUGAGUGCCGGGGCCGAAGGAUUAACUUAACAAUAACAUGAUUAUGUAUUCACUUGGAGGCUGCUGUUAGAUUAUGUUGUAGCUUUUGUAUUAUUGUCUUGUGAGGAUGAUCUGGUUGUUGUGAAUCCUUUCUUUUUUUUUUGUAUAAACUACAAAUAUAAAUUAUUUUA
Gossypium raimondii (Peruvian cotton) is the source of this 1929-nucleotide messenger RNA. Its product is annotated as protein EFFECTOR OF TRANSCRIPTION 2-like. The transcript is spliced from 3 exons. NCBI's taxonomy places the organism in Eukaryota, Viridiplantae, Streptophyta, Magnoliopsida, Malvales, Malvaceae. Gene Ontology annotation, molecular function: DNA binding. Gene Ontology annotation, biological process: regulation of DNA-templated transcription. Bases 16 to 1701 code for a protein of 561 amino acids. The record is from RefSeq and is a predicted model, not a curated record.